CUAACUCAGCUCAUUAAAGCAUACCACAUAUGCCCAAAAUGGAGUUCAUCACCAUUCUAAUGCUCAUCUUCCUCUACCCCUUUGCAUUAGGUGAACUCAGGGUUGGAUUCUAUAAUUCCACCUGCCCCAAAGCAGAGGACAUUGUGCAUGAUGUUGUUCAGAGGACAUUCAACCAGGAUAGAACCAUCACCGGCGCCUUGCUUCGCUUGCACUUCCAUGAUUGCUUUGUCAAGGGGUGUGAUGCGUCCAUAUUAAUAGAUUCAACAAAGGGCACCAAAUCAGAGAAAGAAGCAGGACCAAACAGAACUGUUCGGGGAUAUGAACUCAUAGAUGAGGCCAAAACAAUCCUCGAAAAAACAUGUCCUUCAACGGUCUCGUGUGCAGACAUCAUAACACUCGCCACACGAGACUCAGUGGCACUAGCAGGUGGGCCCAGAUACACUAUAGCCACAGGAAGGCAUGAUGGGCUCACAUCCAAAUCCUCCGAUGUGGACCUUCCAGGCCCGGACCUCUCUGUCUCAAAGGUGCUGCAAGCGUUCACCGCAAAGGGCAUGAAUGUUAGAGAAAUGGUGACCCUUUUGGGGGCCCACACCGUCGGGUUCACCCACUGUAGCUUCGUGAAAGGGAGGCUCUCGGACCCGAACAUGGACUCGGAUUUGCAGGCCGGGUUGGGAAAGUUUUGCGGUGGGAAGAACGACACGACAGUGUUUUUGGAUCAAAGGACGGGUUUUGUGUUUGACAACGAGUUCUUUGGCCAAAUGAUGAAGCAGAGAGGGGUGCUUACCCUGGAUCAGAACCUAGCUUUGGAUCCUUCCACGAGGGGUGUGGUGUCGGAGUUUGCGGAGAAUGCGGCGAGUUUUCGGGAGAGCUUUGUUGAUGCGAUGGUCAAGCUUGGAAGGACUGGUGUUUUGCUAGGGAAUCAAGGAGAGGUUAGGAGAAAUUGCAGAGUUUUUAACAAAAUGAGUGUAGAAUGAUCAAAAUCAAUGUUCUAUUGCCUUAUUACUUUUGUUAGUAUUACCCAUUAAUUAUCGUAAAGCAAGAAAAUAAUACUUAUCAGUGGCUUUUAU
Molecule: messenger RNA, 1067 nt
Organism: Lotus japonicus
Lineage: Eukaryota; Viridiplantae; Streptophyta; Magnoliopsida; Fabales; Fabaceae
Product: peroxidase 44-like
Exons: 3
Coding region: 30-974 (314 amino acids)
Biological process (GO): hydrogen peroxide catabolic process; response to oxidative stress
Molecular function (GO): heme binding; peroxidase activity
Source: RefSeq, a predicted model, not a curated record